Messenger RNA from Triticum aestivum (bread wheat), 7260 nucleotides. RefSeq lists its product as uncharacterized. Lineage: Eukaryota; Viridiplantae; Streptophyta; Magnoliopsida; Poales; Poaceae. Gene Ontology annotation, cellular component: mitochondrion. Gene Ontology annotation, molecular function: phosphatidylserine decarboxylase activity. The coding region runs from base 164 to 7042 and encodes 2292 amino acids. The transcript is spliced from 25 exons. Gene Ontology annotation, biological process: phosphatidylethanolamine biosynthetic process. The record is from RefSeq and is a predicted model, not a curated record.
CUCGUAUAGGCGUGUGUUGCGAAACCCCCCAAACCCAAAGCCAAACCAAAGCCAAAGACGCAAAGAGGAAGCGCGUCGUGUCCCCUCCCCGGUCAGGUCAGAUCUGGCAGCCUCUCUUCGACGAGUCUAGCAGUGUCCCCCGGGUCGCCGCCGCCGGCAAGCAAUGGCGGAGGAGGGCCACCCGUCCCGCUACGUCAAGCUCACCAAGGACCAGGACGCCCCCGGCGAGGACAUCCGCCCCGGCGAGCUCAACCAGCCCGUCCACGUCCCCCAGCUCGAGGGCCGGAGGUGCGGCGAGUGCGGCCAGGUCCUCCCGGAGAGCUACGAGCCGCCCGCCGACGAGCCGUGGUCCACCGGGAUCUUCGGGUGCACCGACGACCCCGAGAGCUGUCGCACUGGAUUGUUCUGUCCUUGCGUGCUGUUUGGGCGCAACGUUGAGGCCCUCAGAGAGGAUAUCCCUUGGACAACGCCUUGUGUUUGCCAUGCUAUCUUUGUGGAAGGAGGGAUUACACUUGCAAUCCUGACAGCAAUAUUUCAUGGUGUUGACCCAAGAUCAUCAUUUCUUAUUGGAGAAGGUCUGAUGUUUAGUUGGUGGCUGUGUGGUACCUAUACUGGCAUUUUCCGUCAAGAACUCCAGAAGAGAUAUCAUCUCAAGAACUCCCCAUGCGACCCAUGCAUGACCCACUGCUGCCUGCACUGGUGCGCCAACUGCCAGGAGCACCGCGAGAGGAGGGGCCGCCUGGCCGACCACAGCGCCGUGCCCAUGACCGUCGUCAACCCGCCCCCCGUGCAGGAGAUGAGCAUGUCAGAGAACCGCGACGCCCCCGCCCCUGCCAACCCAGAAAACGGAUCAUCCAACAAGGCCGAGCUUGAAGCGCGCAACAGCGAUCACGACGCCGUCGACUGUGAUGAGUUCGUGAAGAGAUCCACCAAGAGGAAGAGAGCUCGUAGCACCGCGUAUGAAAAUGAAGCCGAUAUGGAGCUCGAUCACCGGCGCCAGGAGGCGGAGGGGGGGAUGAUGGAGCUCGCGCGCGCGUGCGGCAAGCUGGGGACGCCCCCGUCCUCGCAGCGCCGUGCAAGCGCGCGCUUGCGGCGGCCGGAGGCGCCGGCCUACGAGUUCGUGAAGAGGUCCACCAAGAGGAAGAGGCCUCGUGGCACCGCGUAUGAAAGCGAAGCCGAUGUGAAGCUUAAGCGGCGAUUCAACAACACCAUCAGGUGCUCGCUCAAGGAGUUCUUCGAGUGCGCGGAGCUGCUCAAGGACCGGCACGUGGCGAGGGUCCGCAAGGCGGGGUUCGGCGCCAUGCUGGACGGCAAGGUCAGGGGGCUCAUUAGCCGGCCUCUCAUCGGCUUCCUCAUGGGCAAGAUAGACCCAGCAACCAUGACAAUGAAGCUAGGGGAAUCAAAGGUGAUUGCUAUUACCAGCGACGCCAUUCACCACCUUUUUGGCCUGCCUCAAGGAGGGCACACGGCCCCGAGGCCUUCGGAAAGCGGCUACGACAAGGCAGUGAUGAAGCUGAAGCUAGAGCUCGGGUUUAAAAGGUCUGAUAACGUCAUGACGAGGGAUCUGCGGGGUCUGCUUAAGCGGCUGGUGGAGGACGAGGAGAAAGAUGAGUUGGCACUCAAGGUUUUUUUCUUGGUCGUUUUCAUGAAGGUGAUCUGCCCGGGGGCCUCCGCGCGCGUCUCUAGGGAGGCAGCAAUGCUGGAAGAUCUGGAUUUUGAUAAGAUGGCGGACAUGGAUUUCUGCCAGCUGCUUGUCGACGAGCUGCAGAGAGCGGUGGUGAGGUAUCAAAGCGGCAAGGCUUUGUGGCAGGCUAUCACGGGCUGCGCCAUCGCGCCCCUCUUGAUCUACCUUGAUUGCUGCAACUUGAGGAAAGUUUCUGAGUUGGAUACGCGGACCCCUCGAACCCAUUUCAUGACCGUUGAUAACCUUAAGAAGAUAGCCAGCGCUGAUUUGAUUGAAAAGGGGGGUCCUGAUCCCCAGACCUGGCUUUACGGCAAAUUACCGUGGAAGGCUCAUAAGGACAUAGUGUACUAUGGAUUAAUUGUUGAACCAAUCUGUUCUGUCCCGCCAAUUGCCGUGCCAGAUCUCCGCGCCGCCAAGAGGAUGCCGUCUCUCGGCUCGGAGACGACGGGGAAGGAGGAGGAGGUCGACCGCCACCGGCAGGAGGCGGAGGGGAGGAUGAUGGAGCUCGCGCGCGCGUGCGGCGAGUUGGGGACGCCCGCGUACCCCCAGUGCCGUUCGAGUGCGCGCCUGCGGCGGCCGGAAGCACCGGCGGCCACGCAGUACGAGUUUGUGAAGAGAUCCACCAAGAGGAAGAGAGCUCAUAGUACUGCAUAUGAAAAUGAAGCCGGUAUGAAGCUUAAGCGGGGAUUCAACCAGACCAUCAGGUGCUCGCUCAAGGAGUUCUUCGAGUGCGCGGAGCUGCUCAAGGACCGGCACCUGGCGAGGGUCCGCAAGGCGGGGUUCGGCGCCAUGCUGGACGGCAAAGUCAGGGGGCUCAUUAGCCGGCCUCUCAUCGGCUUCCUCAUGGGCAAGAUAGACCCGGCAACCAUGACACUGAAGCUGGGGGAAUCAAAGGUCGUCGCUAUCACCAGCGACGCCAUUCACCACCUUUUCGGCCUGCCUCAAGGAGGGCACACAGCUCCGAGGCCUUCGGAAAGUGGCUACGACAAGGCAGUGAUGAAGCUGAAGCUAGAGCUUGGGUUUAAAAGGUCUGAUAUCAUCAUGACAAGGGAUCUGCGGGGUCUGCUUAAGCAGCUGGUGGAUGACGAGGAGAAGGAUGACCUGGCGCUGAAGGUCUUUUUCUUGGUUGUUUUCAUGAAGGUGAUCUGCCCGGGGGCCUCCGCACGCAUCUCUAGGGAGGCGGCAAUGCUGGAAGAUCUGGAUUUUGAUAAGAUGGCGGACAUGGAUUUCUGCCAGCUGCUUGUCGAUGAGCUGCAGAGAGCGGUGGUGAGGUAUCAAAGCGGCAAGGCUUUGUGGCAGGCUAUCACAGGCUGCGCCAUCGCGCCCCUCUUGAUCUACCUUGAUUGCUGCAACUUGAGGAAAGUUUCUGAGUUGGAUACGCAGACCCCCCGUACCCAUUUCAUGACCGAUGAUAACCUUAAGAAGAUAGCCAGCGCUGACUUGAUUCGAAAGGGGGGUCCUGAUCCUCAGACCUGGCUUUACGGCAAAUUACCGUGGAAGGCUCACAAGGACAUAGUGUAUUAUGAAUUAAUUGUCGAACCAAUUUGUUUGGUGACGCCAAUUGCAAGAGGUGCCCAGAUCCGGCAUUCAUCGUUGAAGAAGACCAUUGGCCCCCAAGGGGCAGUGGCUGAUGACGCUCCAGCUCCAGCCGUGGCAGGCAGCAGUAAUGGCGUCGCUCCUGAGUCCGAGAAGAGCAAUGAUAAUGUUGCAGCUACAGCCCUGAAUCAGAUCGACGUGCUGCUGGCAAGAGCAUGCGAUCUAUCGCGCCAAGUGCCUACUUCAAGUGCCCGACUCAGCCACACCGAGGGCAUUCUUCCACCCGGGCACGGUUUUGAUGCUGAAGCCGCGAAGCAGGGCCUCUCGAAGGAAGCCGCACUUCUCUACCCAGGCACCGAGGCCUUUCUGGAUCCCCGCGCCGCCGAGAGGAUGCCGUCUCUCGGCUCGGAGACGGCGGGGGAGGAGGAGAAAGUCGACCUCCGGCGACCGGAGGCGGAGGAGACGAUGGUGGAGCUCGUGCGCGCAUGUGGCGAGCUGGGGACGCCCCCGUACCCCCAGCGCCGUUCGAGUGCGCGCCUGCGGCCGCCGGAGGCGCCGGCAGCCACACAGUACGAGUUCGUGAAGAGAUCCACCAAGAGGAAGAGAGCUCAUAGUUCUGUGUAUGAAAAUGAAGCCGAUAUGAAGCUUAACCGGGAAUACAACAAGACCGUCAGGUGCUCGCUCAAGGAGUUCUUCGAGUGCGCGGAGCUGCUCAAGGACCGGCACCUGGCGAGGGUCCGCAAGGCGGGGUUCGGCGCCAUGUUGGACGGCAAGGUCAGGGGCCUCAUUAGCCGGCCUCUCAUCGGCUUCCUCAUGGGCAAGAUAGACCCAGCAACCAUGACAAUGAAGCUCGGGGAAGCAAAGGUCGUCGCUAUCACCAGCGAUGCCAUUCACCACCUUUUCGGCCUGCCUCAAGGAGGGCACCCUGCCCCGAGACCUUCAGAAAACGGCCACGACAAGGCAGUGAUGAAGCUGAAGCAAGAGCUCAGGUUUAAAAGGUCUGAUAACAUCAUGACGAGGGAUCUGCGGGGUCUGCUUAAGCGGCUGGUGGAUGAUGAGGAGAAGGAUGACCUGGCGCUGAAGGUCUUUUUCUUGGUUGUUUUCAUGAAGGUGAUCUGCCCGGGGGCCUCCGCGCGCAUCUCUAGGGAGGCGGCAAUGCUGGAAGAUCUGGAUUUUGAUAAGAUGGCGGACAUGGAUUUCUGCCAGCUGCUUGUCGACGAGCUGCAGAGAGCGGUGGUGAGGUAUCAAAGCGGCAAGGCUUUGUGGCAGGCUAUCACGGGCUGCGCCAUCGCGCCCCUCUUGAUCUACCUUGAUUGCUGCAACUUGAGGAAAGUUUCUGAGUUGGAUACGCGGACCCCCCGAACCCAUUUCAUGACCGAUGAUAACCUUAAGAAGAUAGCCAGCGCUGACUUGAUUCAAAAGGGGGGUCCUGACACUCAGACCUGGCUUUACGGCAAAUUACCCUGGAAGGCUCAUAAGGACAUAGUGUACUAUGAAUUAAUUGUCGAGCCAAUCUGUUCUGUCCCGCCAAUUGCAAGAAGUGCCCGGCUCCGGCGUUCAACGCCGAAGAAGACCAUGGACCCCCAAGGGGCAGUGACCGAUGACGAUCCAGCCCCAGCCGUGGCGGGCAGCAGCAACGGUGCCGCUCCCGAGCCCGAGAGGAGCCCUGAGAAUGUCGCAGCCACAGCCCUGAGUCAGAUCGACGUGCUGCUGGCAAGGGCAUGCGACUUAUCGCGCCAGGUGCCCACCACAAGCGCCCGGCUCAGCCGCACCGAGGGCAUUCUUCCACCCGGGCACGGUUUUGACGCUGAGGCCGCGAAGGAGGGCCUUUCGAAGGAAGCCGCGCUCCUCGAUCAUCUGCAGAAGGCCACGUUCCACCUCCGCUCUUCCUUCGCCCUUUUUAAGAGCGUGCAGGACGACCGGUGCAGGCCUUACGAAGACGAGGCGAAAUCGUUCGCCAAGCGGAUGGAGGAGCAAGAGGCUGCUGCUGCUGCUGCUCAAGGAAGCGAAAGAGACACGGAGGCGCCUGCCGACGAGCAGUUUGAGGAGAAUGUUGAUGAUCACUUCAUGUCCUGCGACGACGAGGAUGAUGCGGAGGAGGAGGAGGAGGAGGCUGCGUCCCCGGUCUCCACUCCUCCGCAGGACCUGACGGACGACGACGAUGAGGAUCCCGACUACGCGGGUCCGCCGAGCAGUGUGUACAAAAGGCUCGCCGGCCGGCGCCCUGUCACCCUGUGCAAAGUUGCUGCCAUGAGCAUUUCCUGCGGGUGCUGUUUGUUGGCAAGCAUCUUGAGCUGCCGGCGUUUUGCUCCUUCCGUGGUCCCUGUCGCCUGGACAUCCUCCUGGCCCGCCAGCAACCGCCCCCUCACCUUUUUGGUGAAUAGAGCGGAACUUUUUCUCCAGUUUUUCGCAACCCCUUCUUCUUCUUCUUCCUCUGCACGAAAGAAGCAGCAGUGUAGUCCAGCAAGAAACGGGAGGGACGAAGCGCUCCCCCCACCCCCAAAAUUGCGUCGCCCGGGCAAGGAAACGAAGAUGCGGAGGCUUAGGGUUCAGCUCCCAUGCCCAUGGCGGCUCCCCGACCCCCACCGCCUCCUCCGCCUCUCCCGCCGCCUCCACGCCUCCGCCGGCUCCGGCUCCGGCGCCGGCGCCGCCCAAGGCAAGUUCCUUCUGCCGGGCGCCUCGGCGGCGGUCCUUCUCAUGCUCGGCGUUCUGCACGCCAAGCGGAUGUACGAUGACAAACAGCUUGUCGAAAGGAAGGAGCAGGGAAUCGAGCCCGAAUUCUCGCCAGACCUGAAGGCUUCGUUUCUGAGGCUUCUACCACUGCGUUCGAUGUCACGUGUCUGGGGAUCCUUGAUGGAAGUGGAGGUUCCGGUGUUCAUGCGUCCUGCUAUCUACAAAGCAUGGGCCAGAGCAUUUCACUCAAAUUUGCAAGAACCUGCUCUGCCCCUGGAAGAAUAUCCUUCUUUACAGGCAUUCUUCAUCCGCAGUCUCAAAGAAGGAUCAAGGCCUAUCGAUCCAGAUCCAAACUGCCUGGUGAGUCCUGUCGAUGGGAAAGUUUUGCGGCUUGGACAGCUCAGGGGUCCAGGAACCAUGAUUGAGCAAGUCAAAGGCUUUUCUUAUCCUGUUUCUUCUCUUCUUGGUGCUAGUUCAUCGCUUCAUGAUGCCACAGAAGAAGAUAUUUCUGGAGAGCAAACAGAACAAAAUGUGCCUGAGAGCUCGAAUGCAAAAUCAUGGUGGCGAGUAUCUGUGGCUUCACCUAAACUACGGGAUCGAACACUGCUGAGCCCGAAGAGGGGGAUCUUUUAUUGUGUCCUGUAUUUACACCCUGGUGAUUAUCAUCGAGUACACUCUCCUGUUGAUUGGAGUAUUUUCAAACGUCGACAUUUCUCAGGCAAUCUUUUCCCAACAAAUGAACGUGCCGUGCGGACUAUCAGAAACCUAUAUGUCGAGAAUGAAAGGGUGGUACUCGAAGGUCAAUGGAAAGAAGGGUUUGUUGCAAUUGCAGCCGUUGGUGCUACUAAUGUUGGCUCCAUCAAACUGCUCAUUGAACCGGAUCUGAGGACAAACAAUCCAGGGUCCAUGGCACUUCACUCCCAGUCUUACGAUGAGCGCGUUUAUGAACCUGAAGGCACCGGCAUGAUGGUUAAAAAGGGUCAAGAGAUAGCAGGAUUCAACAUGGGAUCGACCGUGGUCGUCGUAUUUGAAGCGCCUCUGUCCAAGGCGAGGGAGGACGGGACGGUCUCUUCGGAUUUCGGCUUCUGCGUCAAGGCUGGCGAUAGGAUUAGGGUAGGAGAAGCCAUUGGCCGAUGGAGCCAAUCGUAGCGCUGGUUUAAUUAGUUCCACCGUAGGAGUAGCUCGUUUUCCAGUUUGGAGUUUGCGUGAGAGCUGGAGAAAGAUGCCAUGAUCUGAAUUUUGAGAAGCAUUUUUACCGGUGACAGAAUUUCUGUGAAACAUGGGAGAUUUGGACGCAAAAUUUGUCUGAAACAUCCAGAAAUCAUAUUUUCUACUCAGUAUAUACCCAAAAAAAAGGGUCUGCACCA